GUAGCACUGCUCGCAGAGAACAUUAUUGUUUCUUCCAUUUGGCAGUAAGUUAUUGAGGCCUAUUGAAAAUUUAUUGUCGAGAGCAGUGAAAUUUGUGGAAAAAUACUUAUUUUCCGUUUGGGAAAAACGUCCAACGCGAAAUUAAAUAGUGCUUAAAAUCGCUUAAACAUCGAGAGCGGUUUCACUGACUUUCCUGUAAAAGUUCCGACAAAAGUGUGCGUUGCGUCUUAUUCGCGAAAGGCAGUCUGAUUAGCCGUGAACAAGAGAGCAAAAGUUGUAAAAAAGGGGAGAAAUUUAAGUGUUUGCUAUUCAUUAAGUGCUGAAAAGGUCUUGAAGACUUUUGACAGCUUUAUAACGACCCUAGAGGUGUUACAGAACUGCUGUCGAAAAUCCGGAUUUUAAAAGAAAAUCAUAGUCAUUGUGCAAAGACUGCGCUGCUUUUGUAUUUCUUCCAUUUGAGCUGUAUAUCGCCACUACGACAAAAUGAGUGGCGGCAUGCCGGAGCUGGGCUCAAAAAUCAGCCUAAUAUCUAAGGCCGAUAUUCGAUAUGAGGGUCGUUUAUACACCGUGGAUCCUCAGGAGUGCACAAUUGCCUUGUCAAGUGUGCGUUCCUUUGGUACGGAAGAUCGAGAAACUCAAUUUCAAAUUGCACCGCAAAGUCAAAUUUACGAUUAUAUUCUGUUUCGCGGUACCGACAUCAAAGAUAUACGAGUGAUAAACAAUAGCUUGCCUCAUCCAAAUGAUCCCGCUAUUAUGCAAGUACAAUUACCAAAUGGACAACACGUGAUGCCACAUUUAUCUAUGCCAAGUAUGAAUCCACAAGUACCACCGAUGGGUGCUGUGGGAGCGUAUGGAAACCCUUUCGGCUCAAUGGGAGGGUUAGGUGCGAUUGGUGGAGCUAGUGGAAGCGGCGCUGUCCCACCGUCCUUAGCACCAGGGUCUGGUGCUCCGGGACCAUUUAUGAUGGGUAAUCAACAAGUACCGCCUCAGCAGAAAUUAUCACAAGGACAGCAAUCACAAGCACAACAGCAGCAAAAACAACCAAGCAGUAAUACAGCAGAUGCAAACCCUUUGAGCACUUCGUUGUUAACAACAGUUGAUAAUGUGGGCUCGCAAUCAACUUCUAAUAUAAACAACAGUAAUGCGAACAAUGCAAAUAACGCCAAUGCAAACAACAAAAUAGGCAUCAGUUGUGCCAUCGAUAACAACAACGUUGGUCUAUUGGGCAUUGGUCUCAGUUCAGGUGGCGGUCUUCUAAGUAACAUAGGCUUAGGUGGAGGUAGUGGCGGAAGUGGCAAUGGAAUUAUUGGUAACGCGACUUCCAAUCCUGCUAUAACGCCCUAUACGGCUGCUUCAGUUUCCACAACCAAGAAAAUACCAAAUACAUCGGCCCUAAAUGAACACAAAGACCAAGUUUCCGUCAUAGACAUGCUAGCUGGAGCUUCGCGAUCAACCACCCCCAUCAGCUUGAUAUCGCGAAAAAGCCCUUCGGCAGACAUCGGCGUUCAGGUUAAUCAACAACAGCAAGCCCAUCAACAACACAACCACAACAAUCAAAAUCAACAACAAGCCCAUCAUCAUCCGAAUCAACAUCAAAACAAUGCUGGCCACGGUGGUCAGUCGCGUGAUGCUGGACAUAAGCGACCAAAUUAUCAAAACCAACGUAAUGGAGGCGGCGGCGGUGGUAACAACCAGCGCAACAAUGCCCGCGAUCGCCGUGAUUCGGGUCGAAUGAUGGACAAUUAUCAUAACAAUCAUGAUGGCGGCGGACGUAAUCCGUACAAUCAACGUGGCAACAACCAGGGUAAUCCAAAUCGAAACAACUGGAAUAUGCAUCGUGGAAAUAUGCCCAAUAACAUGCGUAACAAUCGUGGCAUGCGUUCCCAAAUGAUGAGCUUCAGAUCGACCAGCGGGCCCGGUGGAAUGCAAAAACCUCCUCGCAAUCCCAUCAAGUUUGAACAGGACUUUGAUUUCGAACAAGCAAAUAACAAAUUUGAAGAACUUCGCUCUCAAUUGGCAAAACUUAAGGUGGGCGAUGAACCCAAAUCAGAGCAGUGUUCUUCGCCUACUCCUACUACUUCGCAGAUGAAUGGAGAAACAGAUAAAAAAGAUGAUUCUGGGAAUGAGACCGGUGCUGGCGAUCACGAGCCCGAGGAAGAGGAAAUUACUGUGGGCUAUGAUAAAACAAAAUCAUUUUUUGAUAACAUUUCUUGUGAAACGGCCCAAGAUCGUGCUAAGAAUAAAAAUUAUGAUUGGCGUCAGGAACGCAAGUUGAACAGCGAGACAUUUGGUGUUUCAUCUACAAGACGUGGAGGAUAUCGCGGUCGUGGUAACAGCUAUUACAGCCGUAAUGCGGGCAACUAUAAUGGUGGUGGUGGCGGCGGUGGAUACAAUCGCGGCUAUCGCGGAAACAAUAAUUACCGCAAUCGUAGCAACAAUCGUAACAAGAUGCAUAACCGAGAUGCCAACAAUGCAAAUGGCAACAUGAACGCUCCCAAUAGCAAUACAACUAAUCCCGCUGGUAGCAACGACUCAGCAGCUAACUUGAAAACCCAAGCACAACAACCAUCAACGCCAAGCUCAUCGUCCGCUGCCAACACUAACACAGCGUCUUCAUCAAAAACGGUGUCGUCAGCAUUAGCAGAUACUAAAAAUCAACCUCAAAUGGCUGCUGUUGGUGCAGGUCAAUAAUCCUUUGUGGACAAUUUGAUGAGAUCCCACACUAAAUAAAGAAAGCAUCAAUCAAGGAAUUCAUUUUUAUAACAAACCCAACACACGAAAAAUACUUUACAUUUAUCGAAGGUAUUUUUAAACUGCUGACGUCCUUCUCCCAUCUAUGAAAAAUACGAACCUAAGAAUUUAUAUGUAAAUUAAAAAAGAAAGAAAAAAGAAAACAAAAAAGGAUAUAUUAACUUUUUAACAUUACUACUUUAUAUUUAAAUGUAAAGAAGAAAAGCCAAUCAAGUGACAUGUAAUAACUUGAAUGAAUAUAAAUUUUUAAACAAUCAUUUAAAUAUGGGUAAAGCAAGGCGGCACACAUUGGAAUCAUACAUACAUACGGUUACAUACAAUACAAAACAAACAAAAAACAUUUUAAGUAUGUUAAAAUAAUAGUUUUAAAAACAAAACAAAAGAAGAAAAAAAAAACAAUAACAAAAAGAGAGGAUAAUAAGAAAAAACAUUUAUAUAUUGAAUGAAAUUUUCCAAGAAUUUUAAACAAAGAAGAGAUAUAAUGUAACUGAAAAUAAUUAAUAUAUAUAUGAAAAUUGUAGAACUACUAAAUGAAAGAAAUAUUACGAAAAUAAUUAAAAAGAAAAGAGAAAAGCAAAACAAGAAUGAUUAAUAAUACAAUGAUACACACGUCUACAACAAUAUUUUUAUAAACUAAAAAAAGAUAGUAGGGGAGCACUAGGAUGAGUAGAACGUUUCUGCCAAGAUUUUUUAGAAAUAAAAAUUGUGACUUUUGUUUCGAAAGGGUGGAAUAGCAUUUAUUGGAGCAGACAGCUAAUAAAUAAAAAUUCAACAUUUUUGAGUAUACAUACAUAUAUAUUUAUUAUAAAACCAACCAACCCAAUCCCCAUGUCAUUUGUUAGCAGAAAAUAUAAUAUUUAUUUAAGGCAAAGAUCAAAUAAAGAAAGUUUAUAAAA
Musca domestica (house fly) is the source of this 3647-nucleotide messenger RNA. RefSeq names its product protein LSM14 homolog A (gene tral). Gene Ontology annotation, molecular function: mRNA binding. The record is from RefSeq and is a predicted model, not a curated record. The transcript has 8 exons. Gene Ontology annotation, biological process: cytoplasmic stress granule assembly; P-body assembly. Bases 484 to 2691 code for a protein of 735 amino acids. NCBI's taxonomy places the organism in Eukaryota, Metazoa, Arthropoda, Insecta, Diptera, Muscidae. Gene Ontology annotation, cellular component: P-body.